Molecule: messenger RNA, 198 nt
Organism: Sphaeroforma arctica JP610
Lineage: Eukaryota; Ichthyosporea; Ichthyophonida
Exons: 1
Source: RefSeq, a predicted model, not a curated record
GCUGGAUACCAGGCCGGCGCAUACGAAGCUUUGCCGCUCGCUGAAGCUCUGCCGAAAAAGGCCACAGAUUUGAUCGAUGACGUGCAAUUAGACCAAGCAGAACGAAAGCGCAUGGAACGCCGUGUGCAAUGGGUGCAGCGCGAGUUGCGCAUUGUCCUGAGGGUUUUCACAGGUAGGGGUCUGCAUGAGAUUCUAGAU